Messenger RNA from Rhinichthys klamathensis goyatoka, 1254 nucleotides. RefSeq lists its product as uncharacterized. Bases 1 to 1254 code for a protein of 417 amino acids. NCBI's taxonomy places the organism in Eukaryota, Metazoa, Chordata, Actinopteri, Cypriniformes, Leuciscidae. The transcript has 2 exons. The record is from RefSeq and is a predicted model, not a curated record.
AUGACAGAAAAAACAACACUUAGACAUCUUGGAAGCAAGAGCCAAUCUAAUAAGAGGAAAAUGACCAACAGCAGCCAAGCUUCAACAUCCAACAACCAGCAAACCGCUCCAAAGCACCCAGCCAAGAUCACUACUCAUCCACCUACCAGCACCCAGCCAACAUCACUACUCCUUCACCUACCAGCACCCAGCCAACAUCAGUACUCCUCCACCUACCAGCACCCAGCCACCAUCACUACUCCUCCACCUACCAGCACCCAGCCAACAUCACUACUCCUCCACCUACCAGCACCCAGCCAACAUCACUACUCCUCCACCUACCAGCACCCAGCCAACAUCACUACUCCUCCACCUACCAGCACCCAACCAAGAUCACUACUCCUCCACCUACCAGCACCCAGCCAACAUCACUACUCCUCCACCUACCAGCACCCAGCCAACAUCACUACUCAUCCACCUACCAGCACCCAGCCAAGAUCACUACUCAUCCACCUACCAGCACCCAGGCACCAUCACUACUCAUCCACCUACCAGCACCCAGCCAACAUCACUACUCCUCCACCUACCAGCACCCAGCCAACAUCAGUACUCCUCCACCUACCAGCACCCAGCCACCAUCACUACUCCUCCACCUACCAGCACCCAGCCAACAUCACUACUCCUCCACCUACCAGCACCCAGCCAACAUCAGUACUCCUCCACCUACCAGCACCCAGCCACCAUCACUACUCCUCCAUCGACCAGCACCCAGCCAAGAUCACUACUCCUCCACCUACCAGCACCCAGCCAACAUCACUACUCAUCCACCUACCAGCACCCAGCCAAGAUCACUACUCCUCCACCUACCAGCACCCAGCCAACAUCACUACUCCUCCACCUACCAGCACCCAACCAAGAUCACUACUCCUCCACCUACCAGCACCCAGCCACCAUCAGUACUCCUCCACCUACCAGCACCCAGCCAACAUCACUAAUCCUCCACCUACCAGCAUCCAGCCACCAUCACUACUCCUCCACCUACCAGCACCCAGCCACCAUCAGUACUCCUCCACCUACCAGCAUCCAGCCAACAUCACUAAUCCUCCACCUACCAGCACCCAGCCAACAUCACUAAUCCUCCACCUACCAGCAUCCAGCCACCAUCACUACUCCUCCACCUACCAGCACCCAACCAACAUCACUAAUCCUCCACCUACCAGCACCCAACCAACCUCACUACUCCUCCACCUACCAGCACCCAGCCAACAUCACUAA